AUGCAGCGCCGGGCGACGACGGCUUACCGCCUCCCGCUCUAUCCGUGGCAGGUCGAGGCCAUCUUCCACGGGCUCAAGCAGGCAAAGUGCCGCGUCGUGUGGGGCCUGAAGGAGGCGGCGCAGGCCCACCUGCCCUCGAGCACCGACCCCGACUUUUACAUCUCCAAGUGGAUCCCACAGGCCGCGCUUCUGCAGGACAGUACGCUCGAGUGCGUGGUCGCGUCCAAGCCAAUCGUCGCGAUCCCAUUCUUUGGCGACCAGCCGGAAAAUGCAAACUUGCUCGUCGGCGCCGGUGCGGGAGAGUACAUUGGCAAGGUCCCGGCCGGCGGCAUGGACAUGAACCCUUACAAGGAGGGCGACUUCACGGCCAAGACCGUUGCCACCGCCGUCGCCAAGAUUAUGGCCAACCCCGACUAUACCAAGGCGGUCGCGAAAAUGGCCAAGUCGUCACGCGCGAGCGGCGGUGCGGAGGCGGCGGCGCAGCAGAUCGAGUGGGCAGCCCGCUUCGGCACGUGCCAGCUGCACUACCCGCUCAAGCGGACCAACCCGCUGAGCGGCCUCCUCCUCGCCGCCGCCGGCUUUGCGGCGCUGGUGGGGUACAGGCUCGUGAGGAAGUGA
This is a messenger RNA of Emiliania huxleyi CCMP1516, 618 nucleotides long. RefSeq lists its product as hypothetical. Bases 1 to 618 code for a protein of 205 amino acids. Gene Ontology annotation, molecular function: UDP-glycosyltransferase activity. The transcript has 4 exons. Lineage: Eukaryota; Haptophyta; Isochrysidales; Noelaerhabdaceae. The record is from RefSeq and is a predicted model, not a curated record.